CGGCACAGCCAGAGAGAUUCCCGUGGAUGUCUCCGGUGUCCACUUGUACACAGCGUCAUAGCCGUAUCCCGCGCGCUCCCGAGAGUAGAAGCUAGCUCGCCGUUGCCGUCGGCGUCGCGUCCAUGGAAAUGGUGGAGUGCUCCCUCGCCGCCACACUGGCCCCGCGCCCGCUGCCCGGCCGGGUCCGGAAGGCCCCGCCGCGGCCGGGCGUUCUUGCGGGGAGGGCGAGGCUCCGGGUGCGGUCGGCGAGGGGGGAGCAGCCUCCGCCGCCGGAGCCGGUGGCAGUCCGGGGCGCUUCUGGGACGGAGCACGGCGGCCGGGCGCUGGGGCAGGCGGCGGCGGGGCUCGCCGCCGCGGCCGUGGUGUCGCUGACCGGGUUCGCCGGUGACGUGUCCCCGCUGCCGACGCCGCCGGCCCGGGCGGAGUCGCUCACCGUCGCGUUCCCCGUCGCAAAGGCGCGCGAGGUGAACCGGGUGCAGAGGACGCUGGUGGAGGCGUGGGGUCUGAUCCGUGAGACCUUCGUGGAUCCCACCUUCAACCAUCAAGAUUGGGAUCAGAAACUGCAGCAAACCAUGGUAGAAAUGUUUCCACUGAAAUCGGCUGACGCGGCCUACAGUAAAAUCAGUGGGAUGCUUUCCACGCUUGGCGACCCAUUUACAAGGAUCAUCAGCCCGAUGGAGUAUCAGAGUUUCAGGAUAGGAAGCGAUGGAAAUGUGCAAGGGGUUGGGGUGUUCAUAAACAGGGAGCCAAGCACUGGACGCUUGCUUGUUAUGGACUGCAUUCAGGGGGGCCCAGCAGAUAGAGCAGGCAUACAUGAAGGCGAUGAGCUAGUUGAGAUAGAUGGGAAGAGUGUUUCUGGAUUGGAUGGAGAGGCUGCGGCUCAGAGGCUUCGAGGCCGUGUAGGAACAACAGUGAAAGUGAAACUAUUAGAUGGAACUGACAAUGAUAGGGGUGGCAGGAGUAGGCAAAAAGAGGUCCAGCUGUCUCGUGAAAUCAUCAACCUUUCACCUCUAUCAACUACAAUUAUCUCUCAUAGGUCGGACGAUGGCCAUGAGUGCAAGACUGGGUAUGUUAGACUAGCUGCCUUUUCUCAGACUGCUGCAGCUGAAAUGGAAAAUGCUGUAAAAAGGAUGGAGGAUGAGGGUGUCGAAUCAUAUAUUCUAGACCUGCGGAAUAACCCAGGUGGAUUAGUAAAAGCUGGUCUCGAUGUGGCUCAAAUUUGGUUGGAUGGAGAUGAAACUCUCGUCAACACUAUUGAUCGCGAGGGAAAUGUGCUACCGAUAAAUAUGAUCCAAGGGCAUUCGUUAACACAUGACCCUCUUGUAGUGCUUCAUAGGUCAAUGAAGGAAGUGCAAGUGCAAGUGAAAUCUUGGCAGGGGCAUUACAUGACAAUGGGCGAGCUAUUCUGGUCGGUCACAGAACCUUUGGUAAAGGAAAAAUUCAGAGUGUCACUGAGUUGGAUGAUGGCUCUGCUCUGUUUAUCACGGUUGCGAAGUACCUCUCUCCAGCACUGCAUGAAAUCGAUCAAGUAGGAAUCCAGCCUGACAUACAAUGCAGCCCUGAUAUACUAUCCUUGCCGAGAGCGCCUUCGCUGAGAGAAAACAGCGAAGCCACAAGUUUGGAGAUGGAUUCAUGUAUCAUGGUGGCAGAGCAAGCAUUGGAAAUUGAGCAAACGAAAGGUUCUGCUUCUUAGAUGUUCAGCUUAUGGGCUCUGUAUAUUCUUGUAUUCUACUGUAGGUUGUAUAGCUGAUAGUAUAGACUGAUAAAGCGCUGUCACGCUAUGUUUGAUAGUAUAGGUUGUAUAGGCUAACUGAUCCUCACAUGUUUGAUUUUAGACAUCAUUUAUUAGGCUGUUCAUGGGAAUGUGUAUGAGUUGACCUUGUCAUAUGCCUGUGUUGCAUUGAUUCUCAACAUGUAUUAUCAGAAAUUCAGAAUUAUAGCAUGUAAA
This is a messenger RNA of Panicum hallii, 1948 nucleotides long. RefSeq names its product carboxyl-terminal-processing peptidase 3, chloroplastic. Gene Ontology annotation, biological process: proteolysis. Bases 123 to 1532 code for a protein of 469 amino acids. Gene Ontology annotation, molecular function: endopeptidase activity; serine-type peptidase activity; protein binding. The record is from RefSeq and is a predicted model, not a curated record. NCBI's taxonomy places the organism in Eukaryota, Viridiplantae, Streptophyta, Magnoliopsida, Poales, Poaceae. The transcript has 12 exons.